UAUCAAAGCUCAUCAACCCUGAUCACACAAAACAUUCCCAAUAAUCACAUCACCGCUGUAUUAAUCUGAGAUAAUCAGCCGAGACCGAUAACAUCAUCACCAUGGCCAAGAUUCCGAGAUCAUUCCGUCUGCUUGAAGAGCUGGAGAAGGGAGAGAAGGGGUUGGGAAACAGUAGCACCAGUUAUGGUCUCAAGAACCCCGAUGACCUCGAUAUGAAGGAGUGGAACGGGACCAUCCUCGGACCUCCUCACACCGCCCACGAGAACCGGAUCUACUCGCUCACCCUGUUGGCGGACGCCACCUACCCCGACGCACCCCCUCUGGUCAGGUUUGAGAGCAAGGUCAACCUGACCUGUGUUGAUGGACGAGGUAUCGUCAAUGUCGGAAAGCUCGCUGCACUUCAACCUUGGAGACGGGAGUACACGUUGGAAUCGGUCUUGACCGCCAUCUACCGUGAAAUGCAACACCCCAACAACAAGAAGACGCCCCAACCGGCAGAGGGUACCGAAUUCCCUCCUUUCGACCUGUCCUCUCUGGCCAAAGCCUGAUUGACUAGGAGAUCUCGGAUCACGUGACCGCUUUCCGAUAUCAUCGCGCGUCGCUCGAAAGA
Molecule: messenger RNA, 610 nt
Organism: Filobasidium floriforme
Lineage: Eukaryota; Fungi; Basidiomycota; Tremellomycetes; Filobasidiales; Filobasidiaceae
Product: ubiquitin-conjugating enzyme/RWD-like protein
Exons: 8
Coding region: 102-548 (148 amino acids)
Biological process (GO): DNA damage tolerance; protein K63-linked ubiquitination
Cellular component (GO): nucleus
Source: RefSeq, a predicted model, not a curated record